This is a messenger RNA of Peromyscus maniculatus bairdii (prairie deer mouse), 1434 nucleotides long. Its product is annotated as olfactory receptor 6B2. The record is from RefSeq and is a predicted model, not a curated record. NCBI's taxonomy places the organism in Eukaryota, Metazoa, Chordata, Mammalia, Rodentia, Cricetidae. Gene Ontology annotation, cellular component: membrane. Gene Ontology annotation, molecular function: olfactory receptor activity; G protein-coupled receptor activity. Gene Ontology annotation, biological process: G protein-coupled receptor signaling pathway.
AUUGGCCUGAUGAUCUUUUGCAGGUGCAGAAGGAUGAGAGGGGAGAACAUCACCAAGGUGAGCACAUUCAUCCUGCUGGGCUUCCCCACAGCCCCUGAGCUGCAGUACCUGCUCUUCCUCCUCUUCCUGCUCGCCUACCUCUUUGUGCUGGUGGAGAACCUGGCCAUCAUCCUCACUGUCUGGAGCAGCACCUCUCUCCACAAGCCCAUGUACUACUUCCUGGGUUCCUUGUCUUUCCUAGAGAUCUGGUAUGUGUCAGACAUCAUCCCCAAGAUGCUGGACGGCUUCCUCCUGCAGAGGAAACGCAUCUCUUUCGCUGGUUGCAUGACUCAGCUCUAUUUCUUCAUUUCUCUUGUGUGCACAGAAUGUGUACUCCUGGCUUCCAUGGCCUAUGACCGCUAUGUGGCCAUCUGCCAUCCCCUGCGCUACCAAGUCAUCAUGACCACGGGGCUGUGUAUCCAGCUCGUGAUCUUCUCCUUUGCAAGUGCAUUCACAGUCUCUGUGAUCAAGGUCUACUUUAUCUCCAGUGCCACCUUCUGUGGCUCCAAUGUCUUGAACCACUUCUUCUGUGACAUCUCCCCCAUCCUCAAGCUGGCCUGCACCGACUUCUCUACUGCAGAGCUGGUGGACUUCAUCCUGGCCUUCAUCAUUCUGGUGUUCCCUCUCCUGGCCACCAUUCUGUCCUAUGGACACAUCACCCUGGCUGUGCUUCGGAUCCCUUCAGCCACAGGACGGUGGAGGGCCUUCUCCACCUGUGCCUCCCACCUCACUGUGGUCACCUUCUUCUAUGUGGCCAUGAUUUUUAUAUAUGUGCGGCCCCAGGCCAUUGAUACCCGGAGCUCCAACAAACUCAUCUCUGCUGUGUACACUGUCCUCACACCCAUCUUAAACCCCUUGAUUUAUUGCCUAAGGAACAAAGAAUUUAAGGAUGCCCUGAGAAGGACCCUGGGAUUGGGUCACACUCUAUAGUAGAACAUUACAUGUUCUAGAAUCUAAUUUGUGGUGAAAAAAGUCUCUUGUAUAGCACCUAAUGUUGUUUUAAAGUUUUUGUAAAAUUUAGUACUAAUAUGGAGCUAGCUACAAUAACAAACCUUCAUCCAAAUAUGUUUUUUCACUGUAGGCUCAGGUAACUAGCUCCUAAGUAGAUUGGGUAUUAGAGUCCACCCCUAGUGAGCCUCUCUGCCUCAGAAGAACCACUAUGCUAGGUUCUAGGGCUAGAGAGUAAUCUGGGUGUUUUGAAGGUUUUAUGACUGUAGUCAUAAAGCACUUACACUUUCAGGUUCUUUUUUGGCUCAGCAUCAUGUGUUUGGGUCUUUCUGUCUUAGCAUUGAUUAAUGAGUUGUUGCUCAAUAGUAUUCACAUAUAUAUCGAUGCAGGUUUGUGGCAUGCAGUAUUGUGGAUACUGUCUAGGAUGUGUAAUGCUGCUAUUUGCAA